Messenger RNA from Scedosporium apiospermum, 1086 nucleotides. Its product is annotated as DUF1295 domain-containing protein. The transcript has 4 exons. The record is from RefSeq and is a predicted model, not a curated record. NCBI's taxonomy places the organism in Eukaryota, Fungi, Ascomycota, Sordariomycetes, Microascales, Microascaceae. The coding region runs from base 1 to 1086 and encodes 361 amino acids. Gene Ontology annotation, cellular component: membrane.
AUGGCUUUACCAACCCUUCAGACGAUAAAAGAGUGCGCCGACUUCCACAAGACCGUCGAACCCUUCCUCCCCCAGCUCUACGACCUCCCCCAAAAGCUCCUCGACAACUACUCGAACCGCGAUGCCCUCGUCCAAAUCUACCUCGAGACGAACCCACUCAUCUCCGGAGCCGCGUUCUCGAUCUUCCUUGGCGUCAUCUUCUUGGUGACGGCGGAAGUCAACAGGAAUUUUUCCCAGGUCGAUAGGGCGUGGAGCAUCCUCCCUGCCGUGUACAAUGUCCACUUCGCGGUGUGGGCGCGUCUCGCUGUUGAACCCCAUAGCAGGACGGAUUUGGUGGCGCUGUUCUCGAUCGUGUGGAGUAUUCGCCUGACUUAUAACUACUGGCGCAAAGGCGGAUAUCAAAUCGGAUCCGAGGACUAUAGAUGGGCCCACGUCCAGAAGUGGAUGCAUCCCGUCCUCUUCUCGCUCUUCGAUCUCCUCUUUAUCGCAUUCACACAGAGCUUCCUCAUCUUCCUCUUCUCCUCGGCGCCUGCAUACAUCAUCUUGCUCACGAACAAGUUCGAGCCCACGCUCUCCAGCGGAGAUUUUGGAUAUUUUGCGGUGGAAUUGCUUCUAGUAGUCAGCGAGUACUUCUCUGACGGGCAACAAUGGCAUUACCAAACCGCGAAGCACCAGUAUCAAAAAGAUGCUAAACUCCCGCGCGGCUUCGCCCAGGCCGACCUCGAUAGGGGUUUCAUCACCUCUGGUCUCUGGGCCUACAGCCGCCACCCUAACUGCGCCGCCGAGCAGCUCAUCUGGUUCUUCCUGUACCACUGGUCCUGCUUCUCCUCGACUGCGCUGUACAGCUGGGCCGCCGUCGGUUCCUUCUCCCUAAUCAUGCUCUUCCAGGGUUCGACGUUCUUGACGGAGUCGAUUAGUGGUGGAAAGUAUCCGGAAUACCGCCACUACCAGGACACCGUUGGCAUGUUCCUUCCUAGCAGCUUUAGGCCAUAUCGGGCACCUGAGGUCGAGGGGCCGAAGGUGAUUAGGACGAGUGAGCUGCUUAAGAAGCAGAAGUCGAAGCAGAAGCUGGGGAAGCGCGAGUAG